CAAGAACUACUCAACUUCUUCCCCCAAUCGAGAUUCAUUUUAAUCCAGAAGCCUUCUAGGUUAUCCAAGUGGCUAAAUACACGCUACAUUCAACCUGUACUCACUUUGAAUUAUCUUCUAACUUUGGUCGAUACCGAGAUACACCUUAGAAGAUGAUGUCUUUCAUGGGCCACCAACCUCAGAGCGACGCCGUUGGCUACUCCUUCUCUCAUCCAAAAAACGCCCCAAACAAAGAACACUCGUUUUACCCGUACACUGACAACGGCGGCUCCACUUUGGGUAUCACAGGUGCUGACUUUGCUAUCCUUGCUGGAGACACUCGUUCGGUGGCAGGGUAUAACAUCAACUCUCGCUAUGCUCCUAAGGUUUUCAAAAUUGGCGGUGAUGAUGAUACUGGCGAGGGUGCCCAUAUUAUAUUGUCAGUUGUGGGCUUCGCUGCGGAUGGCCAAGCUCUGAAAGAAAGAUUAGACACAGUGGUAAAGAUGUACAAGUAUCAACACGGGAAGCCCAUGUCUGUCAGAGCAUGCGCUCAGCGAUUGUCGACCAUUCUUUACCAAAAGCGUUUCUUCCCUUACUAUGUGCAUGCUAUUCUGGCCGGUUUGGAUGAAGAGGGCAAAGGAGCGUUGUACAGCUACGAUCCGGUAGGCUCAUACGAAAGAGAGCAGUGCAGAGCAGCCGGAUCCGCUGCCAGUUUGAUCAUGCCGUUCUUGGAUAACCAAGUCAACUUCAAGAACCAAUACAUUCCCGGCAGUGGGGAGGGGCAUGCUCUCGAACCCAAGAAGCCUGAGCCAUUACCCAGGGAGACCGUCGAAAGGCUCGUGCGUGAUGCAUUUACUAGCGCUGUGGAGCGACAUAUCGAAGUUGGAGAUGGGUUGCAAAUGAUGGUUAUUACGACAAAUGGGAUAGAAGAGAUCUACACCCCACUGAAAAAGGACUAGAAGGAGGGUAUACUCGACGUUGUGUCUCAUCAAGUUCAUUCCGAUAUUUCGUUACUCAUGGUAUGAAAGCAUGGAUAGGAUAAUUCUGGUGUAAGCCACUUUUUCUUCAC
Messenger RNA from Aspergillus caelatus, 1048 nucleotides. It is a transcript of the gene prs3, whose product is annotated as proteasome core particle subunit beta 6. The transcript has 2 exons. NCBI's taxonomy places the organism in Eukaryota, Fungi, Ascomycota, Eurotiomycetes, Eurotiales, Aspergillaceae. Bases 153 to 938 code for a protein of 261 amino acids. Gene Ontology annotation, cellular component: proteasome core complex. The record is from RefSeq and is a predicted model, not a curated record.